AUGCCACACAUCCGAGGACUCUUGUCCACGGCACAAGCCCUGCGCCAGGUCUUCAUCGCGCCCCUCCGCACGACUCGCCCAGGGCUCUUCCACCUCACUCCCAUCAUCCAGAAUGCACCCCAACUCCGAUUCCUACAAUUCCGGCGUCCUGCCCCGUCGGGCUCAGCAUCCUCGACCAGUGGUCCCAUCAAGGACGAGGCCAUCAACACCCCAACCGUGCAGAUCGUCAACGAAGCAGGCGGCUUAGACCCGCCCAUCCAACUCAACACGGCCCUCCGCUCUUUCGACCGCUCGAAAUACUUUCUCCUCCAAGUCUCUCCCGGCGGCGACAACAACCGACCACCAGUCUGCAAGCUCUUGAACAAGAUCGAGGUCCAGGAAAACGAAAAGGCCAAGGCCAAAGCGGUAAAGGCAGCCAAGGUGAACCUGAAGCAGGUCGAGCUGAACUGGGCCAUUGAUGCGCACGAUCUGUCACAUCGUCUGAAGCAGCUCACAACCUUCCUGGAUAAAGGUCGAAAGGUGGAGAUUGUCCUGACGAGGAAACGGAAGAAGCGGGCCCCGACGGUGGAGGAGGUCAAGCAGGUCAUGCAGAGCGUGCUGGAUACGGUCAGGGAUGCGGGGGCUACGCAGACCAAGGCAAUGGAGGGCAAGCCGGGCGAGCAUGUUAUCCUGGUGGUGAAGAAGGAGACUUGA
Penicillium lagena is the source of this 693-nucleotide messenger RNA. Its product is annotated as putative translation initiation factor IF3. The record is from RefSeq and is a predicted model, not a curated record. The transcript has a single exon. Gene Ontology annotation, biological process: mitochondrial translational initiation; ribosome disassembly. Gene Ontology annotation, cellular component: mitochondrion. Gene Ontology annotation, molecular function: translation initiation factor activity; ribosome binding. Bases 1 to 693 code for a protein of 230 amino acids. NCBI's taxonomy places the organism in Eukaryota, Fungi, Ascomycota, Eurotiomycetes, Eurotiales, Aspergillaceae.